CGUCUUGGCCCGGCCUGAGGGUGCUGUGCGUGUCGGCCGACCUGGGCAGCCAGGCCGGGCUGCAGCGGCUGCUGGAGGCGCUGCGGGAGCUGUCCCAGCCACCGGACUUGCAGCGGCUCCUGCUCAUCAAUAACGCUGGUUGUGUAACCUCACGUCUGGGAAACCUGUCCGGCUAAUUGGGGAACUGUUCAGGGUGGACCAUCCUGGAAAGGAUCCAAGAAAACUAGACUCAGACCCGCUCUUUCGAUUUCUAUUCAACUCCAGCCCAGCUAGGGGAGCGCUGGCUCUUGAACUAGGCCGAGGGGGGCGGGGCUUGUUUUGCUUCCGCCAAUGGAAACACGGAUAGGUGCGAAGAGCUGGGCAUUCGAAGCAGGUCGCUGGGUGUGAACUAGGCCGGGUCCUUUCCUACCUGCUCGCGUGCUUGAUCCCCCAAGGUAGGCUGCGGUCCCGCGGGGAGGGGAGUCGACAUGGAGGGGAGCCUGGGCCGGACCCUGUGCAUCCUGACCGGGGCCUCCCAGGAUUUCGGCCGCACUCUGGCCCCGCUGCUGGCAGCCCGGCUGGCCGCUGGCUCAACCCUAAUAAUGAAUGCCCGAAACUAUGGGACCCUGCGGAAGCUGUCGACCGAGCUGAAGGUGUUGUCGCCAAACCUACGGGUGCUGUGCGAGUCGACCGACCUGGGCAGUGAGAUCGGGCUGAAGCACCUGCUGACAGCAGUGCAGGAGCUGCCCCGGGUACCGGACUUACAACGGCUCUUGCUCAUCCACGAACCUGGUACCUUAGGGGACGUGAGCAAAAAUAUUGUGGAUUUUGCUGACCCGACAGAAAUUAAUGGCUACUGGGCUCUGAAUGUGACCUCCACUCUCUGCCUGACUUCGGGGAUCCUCAGGGUCUUCCCCCCCAGCCCUGGCCUGAAACGAACCGUGGUCAACAUCUCCUCCAUGUGUGCAUUGAAACCCUUCAAGAGCUGGGGCCUGUACUGUGCUGGCAAGGCUGCCCGAAACAUGCUGUUCAAGGUGUUGGCAGAGGAAGAGCCCAAUGUUCGGGUGCUGAGCUAUGCCCCAGGCCCUCUGGACACAGACAUGCAGCUAGAAGCCCGGCAGAAAACCAGGGACUCAGAGCUGCGACAGUCUCUGGUCAAGUUGAAGGACACCCAUUCCCUGCUGGACAGCUCUGUCUCUGCCCAGAAGCUCCUGGACCUGCUGGAGGAAGACACCUUUGAGUCAGGGGCCCACAUUGAUUACUUUUGUGAAUAGGACUGGCUGCCCUCCAUCAGCUGGGUGCCACCCCACCUUCCCCUGCCGUCCUGUCCUCACCCUCUGCUCUUCACAAGUGCCCAGACAGGGGGUGUGUGACUUAGUGGAAUGGUCCUUGGAUAGGAAGGCGGAAGAACUGCACAGUCAGCCAGGUCAUAAUGCGCAGAGCUGGGAAUUGAAUCACAUCCUUGAAUUCUCAGUCCAGGGCUCUCCACCCUGCCAUGAAGUGCCCCCUCUCCCCUCUGCCUCCACUCUCUUUGAUUUCUUUCUAAUUUGGCUUCCACUGGGACUGACUCUUUUUUCCAUUCCAUGUCGUCCCUUUCGCCCCUUCCCAAAGAGACCACUGGGAGCCCAGCCAACUGGGUGCAAGUCACUGAGGCUGGGAGUGUUAGGGGUGGAGUGAAGGGAAUGUGUCAGUGAGUCUGCUGGGGAAUUGGGGUUCUCUGACCCCCUCAAAAAGUCAGGGAGGUACAGUGGAUAAAAUGUUAGGCUUGCAGUCUACAAGCUCUGAGGUUCAAAUUCAGGCACUGACAUUUAUAGUGAGACUCUGGACAAGUCACCUCAUGUCUGCAACUCAAGCAUCUUCCGAAGACCUGAGUCUGAAUUCCUAAGGCUGGAGCUCUCACACUAGGAAUACUCCAUGCUGAAAUCACCCGACAUUCCUACCUGAAAGAGAGAGGGAGAGGCAGGCAGACAGGCAGACAGACAGACAGACAGAGAAAGAAAUAAAAAAGGGGAAAGAUCAAGGAAGGAAAAAUGCCAAAUUUUCUCUUCUUUUCUUUUCUUUCUACCCCUUGUAUAAGCUGUAAGACCCCUCAGAGUACAAAUGUCUUUCUGCGUUCACUUUGUGAGUGCCUCCCCCCCCCCCAGCCUCAGAGAAUACAAUAAAUGCUGAGUUUCUUGUG
Messenger RNA from Dromiciops gliroides (monito del monte), 2158 nucleotides. RefSeq names its product sepiapterin reductase (gene SPR). The transcript has 4 exons. The record is from RefSeq and is a predicted model, not a curated record. Gene Ontology annotation, biological process: tetrahydrobiopterin biosynthetic process. Bases 468 to 1253 code for a protein of 261 amino acids. Gene Ontology annotation, molecular function: sepiapterin reductase (NADP+) activity. Lineage: Eukaryota; Metazoa; Chordata; Mammalia; Microbiotheria; Microbiotheriidae.